GCCGCAUCCACUUGUUCACAACAACUACAACCACAGGCAAACUCACACACACACACACACACACAUCAAGCAUCAAGCAUCAACCACCUCAACUAUUACGCUAUUCUUGUGGGAGGAUGCCAGGUAUUGACAAUGCACCUUUGCCAGCUAUCAAAACCUUGCUAUCAGACCUUCCAGAAUUCUCUGCUGGAACAAAGGUACGGUUUCUCGGAUGGUGAGUGAAUUACACUUUGUUUUUCCGCCAGUGAUCUCAUUGGAUAAUAUUCCAACUAUGAUUUCGUGAAAGUAAGACUGUCUUUUCACAAGUGUGUCUAGUGCUGGCCAUCAAGUGUCCGGUUCAUUAUAGUUAGAAACUAGUAGGGAAAGCAGUUGGUAUUAUUCUCUAUCCCCAUCAUUCUCUUCAAAUUUUAGACGGAGCUUAUUUUCCUAGUGUUAAAGCCUACACCACAAAUUCUGCAACUUUAACACUUGAACAUAAUUGUCCACCAAGGAAACCUGGACAACUUCAGAAGCCACUUAAAGUUCAAGUGGAUGUUGAACUUCUACUCACUACGAUGAAGGCGCAUGAAACUCAGGUUGGAGAAUGGGUAAAUGUAAUUGGCUACAUAACUGCAAACCCAAGAAAAGGUCCAGAGCUAGAUAGGAUCGCCAGAGAUAAUUCUGAGAUACGAGUCCAAGCGUUAGUCUUGUGGUCUGCAGGCACCUUUGACCUCCAUGGCUAUGAAAAGAUUCUCGACCUGGAAAAGAAGGACAGAAAUGCUUCAGACAAGAACAGACCUACGAAGGAGUCUACCAACGGCCAUCAGAUGAACCAAACUUGAGACCGCUGAAUAUUCCCAUGAGGAUGCAGGUCGGCCAGAACCAUUCAGACUGCAACGGUGGUUCUGUUUCACUUCAAGGUGGGAUUACGAAUUUGAAUGUCAGGAAUGAAAGCAUACAAUAUGCUGAGAUUACCUUGGUGAAGCAAGUAGAUUCUGUGAGAGGUCGCAGGUAAGAUAAUCGUUGAUUGCUCUGCAAGCACAUUGUGUAUUGACUAUAUAAAGCAGUCAAAGGCGGUCAAAAACUAUUAGUCCAAAAAGCCUAGGAGAGCCCGGUAUUUAGCCUCUUCAUUAUUCCAAAUAUUCUCGAUUGCUGGCUACGAUUGACUGAUGUUAUCUGGGAUAUUAAUGUUAGGAGACGGAACACAUAUCUGGAGAGCAGACUGAGCAGUGAUCAGAUCUCUCCUCCAGCUUGUGCCUCCAAUUGCCCGUCGUACAUGCCUGAAUCUCCUCUAUUGGUGUUUAAACUCCAAUGAGUAUUAGAGAGUCUUAGUUUGGAAGCACAGACUUGCCACUUGAUGUAUCAUGAAGAUAGUC
This is a messenger RNA of Hymenoscyphus albidus, 1355 nucleotides long. NCBI's taxonomy places the organism in Eukaryota, Fungi, Ascomycota, Leotiomycetes, Helotiales, Helotiaceae. The record is from the annotation of a GenBank genome assembly.